AUAAUUGAUGGGUGAGAGCUAGAUUUGCAUCAAACCUUGGGUGGAAACAAAGUCUUUAGGCCUCUAAAAAAGUGGCCCAAAUGUAAUUGGCUUGGAGGUAGUGAGAUGACUGGUUUUCGGGUUAGCGGUCGGGAAAUCUUGGAAUCAAGAAGAAACCAUCGAUUUUAUUUUAAUUAAUUUACAGAAGCGGCAAGGAAAUCUUAGACUCCCACUUCUGAGCAUUCUUGCAAUCAAAUGGCAGCUAAUUUCUGGACACCCUCUCACUAUAAACUGCUCUGGGACCAGGAAAAGGUGGAUGAGGUGCGCUCUCCUGACAGAGAGAAGGGAAUCACUCUUGAAGAAUUCAAGCUAAUUAAGAUGCAAAUGGCAAAUGAUAUAUCAAAAUUGGCUCAAAGUGUAAAAGUGAGGCAGAGGGUAGUGGCCACUGCAGUUACAUAUAUGAGGCGUUUUUACAUGAGGUAUUCUACAUAAUCGUCUGAUUGAUGAGAGAAAGUGCGCAUCAAUCGUCUAUUGAACGACUCGAAAGCUUCAAGAACUGCAUAUGCUAAAUAAACGCAUAAACCUACAACGUCACUCAAAUUAUUUUCCAGGGUUUCCUCUCUGUGUCGUGAUUCUAAGAUUUCACGAGAGGCGAAAAGAGGAAACGAAGGGAAAGGAAGCAAGAGAGCCAGAGAAACCUUCACGGGGCAAAACAGGAGAAGUGGAGGAGGCGGUAAUUGACACGGAACAAUCUUCGGUAACUGCUGAAUUUAUUUAUUUAUUUUAAUCACUAAAAUUUAGCGGGAAUGCGCUUUUGAUGAUUAUUAAACCAGCGCCUGCAGAGUCGUGGUUCUCCACGUGGCGUAUUUGCAUGAAGAGCAAAGAAAACGACACAUGUUGUAUGAUAAUGUCCUUAAUAACAACACUGUGCCUUUCAACCUAACACGAAUACUGACACGUGGUGUCAGAUAUUGGAGUUCUCUCGAAUCUCCUCCGUCGAUUUCGAUUUACGUGUCCCCAGGUGAAGAGGCUUCGUAGUGGUUUGGAUUUCGACAAGUCUAUAAAUCAGGUUAAUUUAGGUCCGAGUAUCCAUGCAUACGUUUUUGUGAGUCGAAGACGUGGCUGGAGUGAAAAGCGUUACAGCUCAGCACAUCAAGCUGCCUUACAGCUUUCAGAAGAUCGAUUUGGACUUGUUGGUACGUUGCGAAACGUGUGUGGUAAGGUAAGGUUUAGCCUUACAGUGAAAGUAAUACGUGGAGGUGAAGUAUAGGUGGGAUGACUUGUCAAAGGAUAUGAAGUAAAAAAGGUCGUUUUGUCAGUUCGAAGACUUGACACGGCGCAUGGAAGACACGUUUCAAUGAGUGAUAAAGCGGUGAUCUUGUCGUCUGUAGUGUCAUCAUGAAUGGUUAUAUGCGAGGCUUUGGGUUUGCGUCCGGCCGUAGGUUUGAGAGGUAAGGUCAGCUUUUGUGGUGAAGUGACCUUGCCGUGAGAGACAAGUCCACGGUGUACACCACAUAACAGGUGAUGGUCCCUGGACGUAGUUUGAGUGAUCAAAUUGUGAAAUCUUCUGUUAGUGUUAUAAAAAGGUUGAGUAUGUGAUUUUUUUUGAA
Mangifera indica (mango) is the source of this 1589-nucleotide messenger RNA. Its product is annotated as cyclin-C1-1-like. The record is from RefSeq and is a predicted model, not a curated record. The transcript has 4 exons. Bases 235 to 471 code for a protein of 78 amino acids. NCBI's taxonomy places the organism in Eukaryota, Viridiplantae, Streptophyta, Magnoliopsida, Sapindales, Anacardiaceae.